UGGGUUCUUGUAGGAUCUCCGAUCUGCUCUCAGUCUGCGUUUUAAUCUUCGGCAGAUUCUCUCCAGAUUGGUUUCUAUUGAAUUGUGAACAAUGUUUCCUAUGCUGGGCUACAACAAAAUGGCUGAUGAGAACCAAUCACUGGAGAGCCUUCCUCUUACCCAUAAUGCUGAGUGUUGGAGGAGGCUCACCGAUCCUACAGAAGUGAGUGAGAGCUAUGGAGGAGAAUAGUAACCCCCUCACUGAGCAGAUCCUGCAGCUCACCCUGGAGAUCCUCUACCUGCUGACCGGAGAGGGUUAUACGGUUGUGAAAAUGAUAUCUGAGAAUGGACAAAACCCUUGUAUGGUUCCUUCACUCUCUUCCCUAAUAUCUGAUAGAAAUAGCGAAAAAAAGAUUCUAGAAGUCACAAAGAAGAUCGUUGAUCUGCUGACAAGAGAGGUUCCUAUAAGGUGUCAGGAUGUCACUGUCUAUUUCUCCAUGGAGGAGUGGGAGUAUAUAGAAGGACACAAGGAUCUCUACAAGGAUGUCAUGAUGGAGAACCAACUCCCCGUCACACUUCCAGAUGGAUCCAGUAACAGAAAACCACUGUGUUCUGCGCAAGAAGAUCUCAGCAUUUCUCACCAUGGUCAGGGCGGAAGAAAUUUUAAUAUUAAAAAAGAGAUAAAAGAAGAAGAGGAGGAUGGAUUAAUUGAGAAUUAUUUAGAAGGACACAAGGCUCUCUACAAGGACACCAUGAUGGAGAAUCAGCCGCCAUUAACAUCACCAGGGGAAAGAAGUGAUUGA
Rana temporaria (common frog) is the source of this 782-nucleotide messenger RNA. RefSeq names its product gastrula zinc finger protein XlCGF66.1-like. The transcript has 6 exons. Bases 216 to 782 code for a protein of 188 amino acids. NCBI's taxonomy places the organism in Eukaryota, Metazoa, Chordata, Amphibia, Anura, Ranidae. Gene Ontology annotation, biological process: regulation of DNA-templated transcription. The record is from RefSeq and is a predicted model, not a curated record.